This is a messenger RNA of Ambispora leptoticha, 1464 nucleotides long. The record is from the annotation of a GenBank genome assembly. Lineage: Eukaryota; Fungi; Glomeromycota; Glomeromycetes; Archaeosporales; Ambisporaceae.
AUGUGGUACAAGCGAUCUUUUGAUAGAGUCCCAAAAGGAUUGAAACCGUUGCCUGAACCUCCUGGUAAAAAGUUAAUUAUAGGUCAUCUCAAGGCUAUAGGUCUUGAACCUCAUAGAAGAUUUAAAGAAUGGAGAGAACAUGUUGGAGAUAUUUUUAUGGUCCAAAUGGGCCAAGAAAGAUGGAUUAUACUGAAUAACAUGCAAUUAGUCAACGAUUUAUUACAAAAACGCGAUUGGGAAAUAAUUCAGAGGAAAAGAUUAUAUGCUGGAUCACCAAAUAAUGAAUGGUUCCGUAAAAUAACGCCAUUAGUUCACGGAGCAUUGAACAAUCGCAGAAUCAAUUCAUACACCAAUUUAAUAAAUGAAUGCACUCUCGAAUUGCUUCAAAUUUUUCACCGAGAUGGUCAAACCUUACAAGGACUCCGCCCGCAAUCAUACCUGAGCUACACGAAUUUAAAUAUAAUGCUAAACGUAAUAUUUGCCAUAAAAGCAAAAGGCAUUGACGACCCGCUUUAUAAACUUUUGAUAGAUCUAUCAAAACGGGCAUUUGAAUUUGGCACCAUGAAGCAUCGAAUCUUUAAUUUCUUUCCUAUUUUGCGAUGGGUGUUAAGUCGACGUACGACACUCAAAAAUGCGAUACAGUUACGUGAUGAUUGGGAAACUACUGUUGAAGGUUUAUUGACGCAGGUAAAGAAUGAUAGGGAUGAGAAACCAUGUGUCGCUAGAGACUUGUUGAAGAAAUUGCAAGAAGGUAGAUGUGAUGAAUUUGACGUCAUACAUUUAUCUAUUGGAUUAAUUAAUGCUGGAACUGAAACUACCUCGACAGCUUUAAAUUGGGUUAUAGCUUUAUUAGCCAAAUAUCCGGAAUAUCAAGCUCGUGCUCAUGAAGAACUUGAUCGUGUGAUUGGAAAAACACGACUUCCCAUAAAAGAAGACGAACCUUCUCUGGAUUUCAUUCGUUCUUUCAUUAAAGAAUCAAUGAGAUGGGCUGCACCUCUUAACUUCGGUGUUCCACAUUACAUUGAAGAAGACGACGAGUACAUGGAAUAUCAUAUUCCAAAGAAUAGCUUAGUAGUUUUGGCAAAUUAUUCUAUACACACGGAUGAAACAAGAUACAAGAAUGCAAAUACUUUUGAUCCUACUAGAUUUUUGGGUAUAAAAGAGAGUUCGGCAGUUUUAGCACAAGGAAAAGUAGAAUUGAGGGAUCACUUUGCAUUUGGUGCUGGUAGAAGGUUAUGUUCUGGCAUUCAUUUGGCCGAAGCUGAGCUUUUUUUGGUUACUUCGCGUAUUCUGUGGGCUUUUCGAAUCGAACCAGGGCUACAAUCCGAUGGCGUUACUCCUACAACCAUUGAUUUAUUCAAGUAUACAAACAAAUUUACAGUUUGUCUUGAUCCGUAUAAUGUUCGAUUUGUGCCUAGACAUGAGAAUGUGGAUUCAAUAAUUUAUCAGGAAAAUUCAAAUUAA